UAUACCUAACUUUCUUGUAAUCUAUCUGCCCCUGAAUAGAUCUGUAUUGGCUGCAACCACACUCUGUUUUUGGCCCAUGGUGGUCCCUUAUGUAACCAUUUAUAUGUGUGGGGCUGUGGGCUGAAUGCCCCAAGGCCCAAGCCCAUUGUUGCCUGUCCUCGAGACCGAUAAAGCUCUAAUGAAAUUUCGCGUGUCUCCGCCGGCCGCUAGCUAGUCUUCGGAUCUCCCCAAACGCCGCCGGCUCGUUGUCGACCUCGACCCCAACAGCUAACAGGCAACAGCUACUAGUUAUCCCGGCUAUCCCCAAACGCCGCCGAGUACUUUCCAGGGAUUUUCUUCAGCUUUCAAUUGAGCGGUUCCUCCGCCUCACUGCUCUCGUCGACCCUGAAUCUGCCGAUUUCACUCGUCCUGACCUCUCAGGCAGAUUGUCAUUCGCCAGCAGGAUUCACGCCGUCCAGUUACAAUCCGCCAACUUUUGGCGAACUAGAGAGAUUGUUUCACGCUCUAAAGCACGAGCGGCACCUGCAAGCACACGGGCUGGUUGAUAUUCGGGAGUCGAUGGAGUUGCCUAGAUGGGAGAGUCUUGGCAGCUUUGUAGAGACAGAAAUUCGAAGAUUAAGUUUGGUUCGCAAUGGUGAUAGGGUUGCUGAUGUCAAGUGUGAAGCAGAGAUAGGGGAGAAGCAAAUACUUGGCUCUGUGGCAGUGAAGAUUGAGGCAACGGGUGAUGAGGCCGAGGCUUGUGAUGUUGGCAGCUUGGUCAACCGUGCGAGCUCUGCCCUUGAUAUUGGGAUUGGUGACAAUGGCGGUAGAGGUGAUUCCGAUUCUGAUGGUCAAAGUAGCUCGUCAGAUUCUAGUUCAUUGUCGUCAUCGUCAUCUGAUUCUAGUAGCAGUGAUGAUGAGGAGGAGGAGGAGAAAAAUGAAGUUGAGAUUGCACAAGGUCAGAUGGAAGAGGGUGAAAUAAGAGAUGGUGGAGAUAAUGUCGUAGAUCGAAGUGAUGAUGGUGAUGUUGAUGAGGAGGAGGAUGCCGAGACAGAGACGGAGGCGGAGGUUGAGAAGAUGGUGGAAUGGAGUGAUGCUGAUGAUGAAGAUGAUGGAGGUGUUGGUGUUGAGAAGGGUCCUAUUAGAUCAAAGAAUGAGCUUCAGGUUCUUCCACUUGUUCCUCCUGUCAAUGCUGUGCUGCUACCGCAUCAUCAACCACAACCUGUUGGACUUAUCUCAUCUGUUCUUGGCACACAAGUCAUUGUAGAAGGGAUUGAGAAGCACAACCCUCUAAAUGAGGGCUCUAUCCUUUGGUUAACCGAGAAACGAUCUCCACUGGGGCUGAUAGAUGAAAUAUUUGGACCUGUGAAGAACCCAUUCUAUGCAGUGAGAUUCAAUUCUGAAAGUGAAGCUCCCGAGGGUAUUUCGGAAGGCGCUCUGAUCUCCUUUGUUCCUGAGUUUGCCGGCUUUGUUCUGAGUGACCAGAACCUGUACAAAAAAGGAUAUGAUGCAUCGGGUGAGAAUGAUGAGGAGCUGUCUGAUGAGGUUGAGUUUUCAGAUGAUGAGAAAGAGGCAGAAUACAGGAGGAUGCAAAAAAUGGCAAAGAGGGUUAUCAACGGGCAAACAGUUGGGAACAAUAAGAAGAGGAAUAAAAAGAAGGUUGACGAGAGACAAAGGGAGGAUUGGAAGAACAACAACAACAACAACAAACUUUCAGCUCAGCAAACUCGAGUGGAUACUAAUCAGAAACCACAGAACGGAAAUCAGCAUAAUGGCCCUCCAACUCCAGCUAGUAAUAACAUAAAUGAUUUUGUUCCAACUUCCCCACCAAUGUUGCAGCAGCUGAACCCUGGACAUUUCCCUGGGAAUUGGCCGAAUGGGGUAUUUCCUCAGCAUCAACAUAAUCCUCCAGCGGCCAUGUUUGGUGGUUUCGCUCCUCCUCUUGGUAACAUUCAGAAUACCUUGCAUAUGGUGAUGCAGCAUAUUUUGCCAUUCCAGCAGCAGUUCAACCCCGGUCAGGGGUCACUUCCUGGUAAUGUAAUGCUACCAGGGCCUCCGCCCAAUUUCUUCCCCAGUUCUGGUUUCAUGCCUUGGUCAGCUGCAGCACCAGGAGUAGGAGUUGUGAACCAAGGUUGCUUCAACCAAUCUUCAUUUGGGAUGGGCUUUCUGCCUCAACCAACCAACCCAACCAUGAACAUGGGAGACCAAAGAAUGAUGGCUGUUAAUGGCAACAUGCAAUCAUCGACAAACAUUUCUGGCAACACUGGUCAGUCUCUUCGUCAGAAUUUCAACUUCGGUGGAAUGGGCUUUGUGCCUCAAUCAACCAACCCAGUCAUGAACAUGGGAUACCAAGCAACGACGGCAAUUAAUAGCAACGUGCAGUCAUCGACAAAUAUUCCUGGCAGCAAUGUUCAGUCUCCUCAGCAAUCCGGAAAUAUUCUCCAAGGCCAGCCACCUCAUAAUUUCAGCGUGGAUUCCGAUCCUGGAAGGAAACCAGUUCAUCGCAGAGGACGUGGCCGGUUUGGAGGCAGGGGGAGGUAGAUAGUCUCGCCUGACCGACUAUUUUCAUUGCUGUAAGAUCAUGGCUAGUGUUAAUUGUUUAACUUUAUAACUCAGUUUUGAGUGCAAACAAACUCUAAUCUGUCAUGUAGCAGGGUAGCAAUAGAAUCUGGAAGUGAACGUUGCUAGCAUGUUUGCAUAUGUUGUACCAACAUCUAUAAAUCAUUCGCUGGAGAUUUACUUCCAAAGUGUUGCUCUUGUCUGAUUUAUAGGGUGAGAUGAAUAAUUUACGUGUUAGGGUGAGAUGAAUAAUUUAACAAUUCUAUGAAUUAUCAAAAUCAAACUCAUAUAGAUCGAUUUGCUCAUAACUCGGUAAUCGAGUAGGCUCUCUAGCCACAAUGUUUGAUAGUUGAGACAUCUCAUGAGCUCUAAACGAGCCAGCUCACGAGUUGAGCUCAACAAGCCACCGAGUCGAGCUCUGCGAGCUGCAGAAGGUCAAGUUCAUUCUCGGCUCAUUAGAAAACGAGCCGAGUUUCGAACGAGUUUUUUGCGAGUCGAAUACUGAGCCGCUCGCGAGUCGCGCUCGGCUCAUUUGCAACCCUAUAUUUUUAGGACCCCUUGAUCCUCUACUCCAGUCUUGCACUACUCUGUUACAUUCUUUUCUUUUAUUACAUUUGCAUUUCAACGUGUACUACAGUCGCGGAAGGAAACCGUUUCAUGGUAGAGAAGGUGGGCAGGUUUGGAGGUAGGUUGUUUCACUUGACCGACUAUGUUCAUUGCAGUAAGAUUAUGGCCAGUGACUGAUGCAUUUUUAAUUUUUUUUUUUUUUUUGCGUGGUGAAAACUACAGGUGUAUUGUGCAAAUAUCUAACUUUUUUACGUGUAUGUCGGCAGCACAUUUUUUUUUUUAAGAAAAACUUGUUCGAAAUAUAUUAUUUUGGUCUUGGUAGAUCCAGAAAAUAAAUAAAUUAUAAAAUUUGUUUAGAAAUCAAAAAAAAUUCCCUAUCGAAAUUUCGGUAACAAAUAACAUGAAUUUCAACCUUAAACAUGUAGUCAAAAUCGUGUUUUGAAAUUUAUAUAACUUGCAUUUUUACGCUUUUACUUUACCAACGUGAUUCUACGUAAAUCACGUUUUUUUCUUCUUCUUAUUAAUAGUGGAAAUCACGCUUAAAAAUUUAACAUUUUAUGUUUCUAAUUCAUCUAAACACUUCUACGUAGUAUCGUACUUUUGAUUGGAUUAUGUGAUUUUCUAUUUGAAAAUAAACUCAGAAAUUUCUUUCUUAACCGUUAUAAUUUUUAAAUAUUAUUUCAUUACAAGUAAAUAUAUUUAUAAUUUAAUC
This is a messenger RNA of Linum trigynum, 3817 nucleotides long. Lineage: Eukaryota; Viridiplantae; Streptophyta; Magnoliopsida; Malpighiales; Linaceae. The record is from the annotation of a GenBank genome assembly.